Molecule: messenger RNA, 1419 nt
Organism: Aspergillus pseudotamarii
Lineage: Eukaryota; Fungi; Ascomycota; Eurotiomycetes; Eurotiales; Aspergillaceae
Product: 3-deoxy-7-phosphoheptulonate synthase class II
Exons: 6
Coding region: 1-1419 (472 amino acids)
Biological process (GO): aromatic amino acid biosynthetic process
Molecular function (GO): 3-deoxy-7-phosphoheptulonate synthase activity
Source: RefSeq, a predicted model, not a curated record
AUGGACCCUUGGACUCCAAGCUCCUGGGCUUCGAAACCCAUCAAGCAAGAUGUCCCUUACAAUGAUGCCAAAGGGGUUCAAGCAGCUCUGGGCAAGUUACAGAAAUUGCCUCCUUUGGUCACCACCCAAGAGAUCACCAACUUGAAGAAGAGCUUGAAAAAUGUGGCAUUGGGCAAGGCCUUCGUACUCCAAGGAGGAGAUUGUGCGGAGCUGUUUGACUACUGUAAUCAGGAUAUGAUCGAGGCCAAAGUUAAGCUGCUCUUGCAGAUGAGCUUAGUCUUGAUUUGGGGUGCCAAUAAGCCAGUCGUCCGUAUUGCACGGAUAGCAGGGCAAUUUGCCAAGCCGCGGUCGAGUCCCAUGGAAGUUGUCAACGGUGUUGAGAUGCCCUCAUUCCGUGGUGACAACAUCAAUGGCUUCGAGGCCACCCUGGAGUCCCGCACCCCAGACCCAUCACGGCUGGUCUCCGCAUACUUCCAUUCCGCCGCCACACUCAACUACAUGCGCGCAUCACUAACCUCUGGUCUGGCUGAUCUGCACUCCCCAUUGGACUGGGGACUCGGUCAUGUCAUCACACCAACCAUCAAGGAGAAAUACGAGCGUAUCGUCAACAGGGUCAAGGACGCCCUGCGGUUCAUGCAGACUGUGGGGAUCGACACCGACCGCGGUGUAGAAACCGUCGACAUCUACACAAGUCACGAAGGUCUUCUACUUGAAUACGAGCAGAGUCUAACCCGCCUUUUGAAAAACCCAGCCACUGAAACUACCCACCCUGCACAAGCCCCCGGGGCAACCACAGCCCCUGCACCCCCGCAAAGCUACUUCGCUACAUCCGCCCAUUUCCUCUGGAUCGGAGACCGCACCCGUCAACUCGACGGCGCACAUAUCGAGUUCUUCCGCGGCAUCGCCAACCCUAUCGGCAUCAAGAUUGGCCCCAGCAUGACCCCGGACGAGCUCGUGCGUAUCCUCGAUGUCGUGAACCCCACUCGUGAAAUCGGCAAAGUUACUCUGAUCUCCCGCUAUGGUGCACAGAAGAUCAGCCAACAUCUUCCCGGUCACAUCGCCGCCGUCCAGGCCUCCGGUCACUUGCCCGUCUGGCAGUGCGAUCCCAUGCACGGCAACACCCAAUCCACGCCCUCCGGCGUCAAGACUCGUCAUUUCACCGACAUUCUCUCUGAGCUGCAUCAAGCUUUGGAAAUCCACAAGACAGCUGGCUCGUUCCUUGGUGGCAUGCAUCUUGAGUUGACUGGAGAGGCGGUCACGGAGUGCGUUGGUGGUGCUGGCGGUUUGACCGAGGAGAACUUGAGUGAGCGGUACACGACAUUCUGUGAUCCCCGGUUGAACGAGAAGCAGGCAUUAGAGUUAGCUUUCUUAGUAGCUGGGUUUUACCGCGAGAUGGACGAAGAGACGAAUUCGAUCUAA